AUGGCUACGACACAGCACUACAUGUGGGCUGGUGGCCACUUCAUUUUGUUAAUUUCCUCGCUUCGGUAUUUCUUAGCGGCGAUUCUAUUCAGAGCCGUUUCUGCGUGGUGGUACAAGACGGCCUUCAUUGGAGCUCUCGUUAGUUACACCAUCGUGUGCGAAAAGCAGUAUGCGAAUGAAAGAGAAAGACUUCCUCCAGUGCUAUCGCUUGCAUUCGCUAGGCGUGUACUGAUGGAGGAGAACGUGCAGUAUCUAUUACUCGCUAUCUUCUGGUGGUCGUCAAAGCCAGUGGCUGUUGCCCUGAUUCCCUACGCGAUCUUCUCGCUCUUCCACGCGCUGACCUUCACCCGUACUACGCUGAUGCCCCAGCUGUUGGCUUCGGGCCCGCCCGCCACUGCCGGUGGACCCCCUACUCCGCCCGCCCUUGCCAAGAAGUUGCAUCUAUGGGUAAAAGCCAACUAUGACACUGCCAUGAGAGUUGUAGCCUACGCCGAACUGCUCAUCAUGCUGCGCGUCACGUUGGGUGCCUUGCUGUGGCAAAAUUCUCUUAUGUCGCCCCUCUUCUACGCGCACUUCCUGCGACAGCGUUACUAUCAGUCGAAAUUCACGCGAGAGUCGCUUAGUUUCAUCAACGACUACGUUGAGGGAUACGUGAGGAAGGAGGGCACACCCGCGCUGGUCGUGCGGGUGUGGGAUAGCUUCAAGCUGGUUCUGACGAGGUGGGGUGGCACGGUGUUGGCGCCGCAGGGCGGUGCUGGAGCUGGGCCGAGGGGGCAGUAA
Sparassis crispa is the source of this 780-nucleotide messenger RNA. RefSeq names its product Tetra-spanning protein. Bases 1 to 780 code for a protein of 259 amino acids. NCBI's taxonomy places the organism in Eukaryota, Fungi, Basidiomycota, Agaricomycetes, Polyporales, Sparassidaceae. Gene Ontology annotation, cellular component: membrane; endoplasmic reticulum. The record is from RefSeq and is a predicted model, not a curated record. The transcript is spliced from 8 exons. Gene Ontology annotation, biological process: endoplasmic reticulum tubular network organization; membrane organization.